UGCAUUUCAUCAGAGUUUUUAGCUGUGAUUUCUAGAAUUUUCAGAGUGCUUUGACAGAUUUGUUUAUUAAUUGCUACACUGCUAACUAUUUUUUCAGCUGAAUUAAAUUGAUUUCUGAUUUUAGUGAAAAAUGUCUUAUAUGUUAUUGCGAAGUUGUCACUCAUUUUUGGGUCGUGGGAUUCUUCAAGAAACUAAAACCAGCCUUGUUCAAAAAUGUGGUUUACGUAAUGAGGCUCCAAAGGUAAAAGGUGUUUUUGGUGUACGAACUGAGCCCAAGUUAAGUUUGAAAGAGCGUCUUCUUAAGCCUACAUCUGGAGCACCUUUCGCUUUUGGUCGAGCUGCUGUGACUGCUGGAUCUGGAUUGGGUCUUGGAGCUUUGUGUUUCUAUGGUCUUGCUUCGCGUCAAGAUGCUAUUAUUGAUAAAUCAUUAGCCUGGCCAAAGCAUGUCCAAGAUAGGAUCCAUGCUACAUUCGCUUACUUUGGGGCUAGCAUUGGAGUCGCUGCUACUUCUGCUUAUUUUGUAACUCGAACUCCAGCGUUGAUGCGUUUGGUUUCUUCAAACUCACUAUUGGCAUUUGGAGUGACUAUUGCAGCUUUGAUUGGUUUAGGAAGUAUUUCUGCAAGCAUACCUUAUUCUCCUGGAUUUGGCUCUAAACAGAUGGCUUGGUUAGCUCAUAGCUCAUUGCUUGGGGCAAUUAUAGCACCUAUUUCUGUGGUUGGAGGUCCUCUUAUCAUGAGAGCUGCUUUGAUCACUGCUGGUGUGAUUUCAAGUCUUUCUUUGGUAGCUGUUUGUGCUCCAAGUGAGAAAUUCUUGAAUAUUGGAGGACCGUUGGCCAUGGGAUUUGGCUUAGUAUUUGCUUCAUCACUAGCAACAAUGUUCUUAGCUCCAACUUCCGCGAUAGGUGCAUCGGCAUAUUCCAUCUCCAUAUACGGUGGUCUUCUUCUUUUCUCUGCUUUCCUGCUUUAUGAUGUUCAAAAGAUAGUCAAAAGAGCUGAACAUACGCCAUUAUAUGGUACUCGUCCUUAUGAUCCUAUUCAAAACUCCAUGGCUGUGUUUAUCGAUACCCUUAACAUUUUCACCAGAAUAUUAGCCAUGCUAGGAAUGGGAGGACAAAAGAAGAAAUGAUCCACUCUCAUUAUUUGAAGAAUCUUGCAGUUAAAAAUUUGUAAAUUUAUAUUAAGUCUUAUUAUCCUGUUGUAUUGGUUUAAUAAUGAAUGAAUCAAGAACGCCUAAAACCUGCGUUUAAACUCUUUUCAUCAGUUACUAAAUAGCCUGAUUCCAUUAGUUUUCAGUUUAGAUCAAUACACAUCUGAUGAAUAUAGUUUGGUGUAAAUAUGAAAAAUCAGUACUGAAUAUCAAUAAAAUUUAAUUGAUCUAUUACACAGAUUAAA
Messenger RNA from Tetranychus urticae (two-spotted spider mite), 1392 nucleotides. RefSeq names its product growth hormone-inducible transmembrane protein. Gene Ontology annotation, cellular component: mitochondrial inner membrane. The record is from RefSeq and is a predicted model, not a curated record. NCBI's taxonomy places the organism in Eukaryota, Metazoa, Arthropoda, Arachnida, Trombidiformes, Tetranychidae.